This is a messenger RNA of Durusdinium trenchii, 2136 nucleotides long. The record is from the annotation of a GenBank genome assembly. NCBI's taxonomy places the organism in Eukaryota, Dinophyceae, Suessiales, Symbiodiniaceae.
UGCUGCACACUCUGCCAGCAGCUCCGCCAGGACUCACGAAGGCCACUCUGAUACAUUCACAGCACCUUGGUGCCAAAACAACAUCUCUCUGUGGGAACGUCUCACACCGCAGAGGGGUGUCUCACACCCUGGCGGCUGCCUUCGUGAGAUACACGUAGGUCCUUCUUUGCUCAUGCGCACCCGCGGGCGCGGAAGCUGAGCCACUCAAGAAGUUAGACCGGAUGAGAUGGAUUUUAGAAGAUGAACUGUUUGUUUCUCGACGUCUUGGCCAAGGGCUCAACCGUCCCUUAAGAUGAAUAGUUUGAAGAUGUCUACGGUUGGUUGGUAGAAAUCCGGCAUGUGUGUGUGUCCUGCUUUGCUUGGGAUGAUGUUUGUUUUCCUAUCCACUUUCAGGUGAAUCUGACAUGUUUAAAAUUGUUUUUAAGUGUUUCCCGGGUCGUUAAGCAAAUCCAAUGAAGCUCGGGGAGGGGGAGGGCUACUCGUGUGGGACGAUGGUUGAAAGGGCAAUUGUUCAACUCAUGCAUUCGCAAAAUGCAGGGAAGUCAGAAAGACCCCGUGUUUCCGGACGAGUAUAUAUAUAUAUACAUAUAUAUACAUAUAUACAGCUGCUUUCUAAGAGGCCUUUUGCCGACCUUUCACCUUUUUUGUUGGGGUGUAUGUCUUAUAUUGUCAUUGUCCUUCCCAGGAAUUCAGCCGAUGGACGGCUUCAAGCCGUCUUUGUCACCCCGAAGUUUCCCCAAGGUGGAGACAGCGAGCACGAAACCCGCACACCCAAACACACAGAGAUGUUAUAUAUUUAUUGCUGUUAAGAUGUGUUUAAGGUGAGAAGUUGGUGAUGUGUUUGUUCCUAUUUGAUUGAUGAUUAUGUACACACAUUAUUGAAGUUGAUUGGUACAGGUUGGAACACGGAAUAUUAAUAUAGGGUUUUGAGCCGCACUCACGUAUCUCAGUUGAUUGUCCCGUUUUGGGGCGUUCUUUCUGGGGUGCUCGUUUGUGCCAUCUAACGCCGAACCACGAGGUCCGCUGGGCCGCCUUUGAGGUGGGACAGCGGACCGUUUUGUCCGCAGCCCGAAAGAUCCGGUGGAAGUCCAUAAAGGAUAUACAACAUGAGCUGGACAUGCUCCAUCCAUCUGGCUAUAGCUGUCUCGUAUCCUUGGGUGACUACAUUUACGAAGUUAGCCGUACUACUAGUGGUAUUUGGUAUGUAUCAUCAUGUCCUGUGGCUGGACUGUGAGAAAACUUCCAUGUUCUGGCAAAUGCUCGUUGGUGUGCACAGGCUUUUGGGGGAGGGUAUUGCAAGUUCAUAUUCAAUGGUCGUUCGCCCUUUCUCGAUCUGUUCCAACUUGCCUUCUCGCCAAGCUUGCGGUUUCUUAACUUGGGGUGCCACAUGAAGACGGUUCGUGGCUAGUGACUAUGACAAUGAGCCACCCAAAAGGAAAACUCACUCAACAGAUCUCUAAGAGCAUCAUGAAGUGAAAGGAAAUCCCGACGGCCCAGAAGUCUCUAACCCCACACAUCCUGCGCAAGAGAGCAAGCUUCGCCCAACGACGUGUGACUGCGGCAAAGGUUGUUGAAGUCGGUCUCACCGGUCGCAAUUUUUGAAGCCAGUUCUACAAGCCGGUCAAGAUCGCAGGCCUUCUCCAUUCCACCUGACACGGGCUACUCAUGGCAGGCUUCCCGCUUCGCGCGGCGUCGCCAAUGUGGACGUCGCACCGUUUGGAGGUUUGGGCCCGUUUGCUGGCGUCCACGCCCUGCAUCCCCUGCGCGGAGCUGGAUCAGGCGGCCGAGCAGCUCUGCUGCGCCUGUGCCAGCGAUGCCUACGCACGGGUUCGGCGGCGAGGUUUGUUGGUGCUUCUCCAGUGCUCUGCGUUGCAUCCCCAAUCCAUGACGAAGCACCUGGAGAAGAUCAGGCGUGUGCUUGAGAAGGCAUGCUUUGCUGAUGCUGAUUGUCAGCAGGCCUGCGUGCAGAUCGCUGAGCACUUGGACUUGGACUCCAAUGGCUUGCAAGGUCUUGGGCCGUCCCACGAGGCUGACACCAUCCCUGCUGGGCAGGACUGACUUUGGGUGGUCCGCGGUCCUGGUUGCUUUAGUGAAACAUAAACAAUUUCUUUGGAGAUAGUCCUUCAAUAAUUCCGG